Pseudomyrmex gracilis is the source of this 1032-nucleotide messenger RNA. Its product is annotated as RNA-binding protein pno1. Gene Ontology annotation, molecular function: RNA binding. The transcript has 3 exons. The record is from RefSeq and is a predicted model, not a curated record. Gene Ontology annotation, cellular component: nucleolus. The coding region runs from base 224 to 907 and encodes 227 amino acids. NCBI's taxonomy places the organism in Eukaryota, Metazoa, Arthropoda, Insecta, Hymenoptera, Formicidae.
CAUGCAACGCUAUCCCUACUUCGGUCCAUUUGUACGCUUUUCUUCUCCCCCUAUGCGCUAUGUAGGAUUCUCAUCUUCGUUACUUGGAAAAGUAAAUACUCGAUCUUCUAUUUUGCACCGAGCCAGGUUGACCACGUGGAGAAGUCAGUUUUACAUUUUCACGCGAUAAUAAAACGAAGUAAUAAGGUGUUCUUUAAAGGGAGAAACAUAUAUUACAGAUACAAUGGCGAGCACCAAACCUACGAAUAUGACCACAAAACGUCAAGCUAACGAUAUUCCUAUGGAGAUAGAAGUGGUUAAUGGUAUAGAAGGAAAGACCACGCAACAUUCAGCUAAGAAAAAAGCAAAAAAUGUACAAGGUGGAGAAUUUAGAAAGGUACCAGUACCAGCACAUAGAUAUUCACCUCUGAAAGAAAAUUGGAUGAAGAUAUUCACACCUAUUGUUGAGUAUCUGAAGUUACAAGUGCGUUUCAACUUAAAAAGCAGAAACGUCGAAAUCAGAACAUCACCGGAGACUACAGAUAUUGCAAAUCUCCAGAAAGCAGCAGAUUUUGUAAAAGCUUUUGUUUGCGGUUUUGAAGUGGAAGAUGCUCUAGCUCUGUUACGUUUAGAUGAUCUCUUUAUAGAGACAUUUGAUAUACACGAUGUCAGACAACAGCUCAAGGGUGACCAUCAGUCUAGAGCAAUUGGAAGAUUAGCGGGCAAAGGCGGAAGAACCAAAUUCACCAUUGAGAACGUGACUAAAACUAGAAUCGUCAUUGCGGACACCAGAAUUCAUAUUCUUGGUUCUCAUCAGAAUAUACAAUUGGCCCGUAGAGCAAUAUGUAAUUUAAUUUUGGGCAGUCCGCCAUCCAAGGUUUAUGGACAUUUGAGAAGCAUAGCUAGUAAAAUCUCGCAACAAUUUUAAAAUUUUGCGCGCGUACAUAUCCAUGCGUAUUUGUAAAUUAUUUUGUAUAUAUAGUACUAUAUCUGUAACUGUAUUUUGUAAUUACACAGAAUAAUACUUAUGGAUAAUAAACACAUAUUCGUAUU